Molecule: messenger RNA, 2481 nt
Organism: Nycticebus coucang (slow loris)
Lineage: Eukaryota; Metazoa; Chordata; Mammalia; Primates; Lorisidae
Gene: DNMT3L
Product: DNA methyltransferase 3 like
Exons: 12
Coding region: 1-1272 (423 amino acids)
Biological process (GO): negative regulation of transcription by RNA polymerase II
Cellular component (GO): nucleus
Molecular function (GO): enzyme activator activity; DNA (cytosine-5-)-methyltransferase activity, acting on CpG substrates; DNA binding
Source: RefSeq, a predicted model, not a curated record
AUGGCCCUCUCCUUCCCCCAGACCCUGAGCCUGGAGACCCUGGACGUCUCAGACCUCGACCCCAUCCAGCACCCAGCUGGCCAGCUGCAGGAGGACCAGUGGCAGGCACCCAGGGACACCUUCCUAAGCCUGGAAGCUGAGGCCGGCAUGGACGUGAUUCUGGUAGGCUCCAGCGAGCUGUCAGCGCCCCCUUCACCCAAGGUAGGCAGAGAUCUUAUUGCAUAUGAAGUCAAAGUUAACCAGAGAAACAUAGAAGACAUCUGCCUGUGCUGUGGAAGCUUCCAGGUUCACACCCAGCACCCUCUGUUUGAGGGAGGAAUGUGUACAUCGUGUAAGGACAAGUUUCUGGACGCCCUCUUCCUAUAUGACGACGAUGGAUAUCUGUCCUACUGCUCCAUCUGCUGCUCCGGAGAGACACUGCUCAUCUGCGAAAACCCCGAUUGCACCCGGUGCUACUGUUUUGAGUGUGUGGACACCCUGGUGAGCCCAGGGACCUCGGAGAAGGUUCAGGCCAUGAGCAACUGGGUGUGCUUCCUGUGCCUACCCUUCUCCCGCAGCGGGCUGCUGCGGCGCAGGCGGAAGUGGCGGGCUGGGCUGAAGGCCUUCUGUGACCGCGAGUCGGAGAGUCCCCUUGAAAUGUACAAAACCGUGCCUGUGUGGAAAAGAGAGCCAGUGCGAGUGCUGUCUCUCUUUGAGGACAUCAAGACAGAGCUAACCAGUUUGGGAUUCUUGGGAACCAGCUAUGCCCCAGGCAGGCUGAAGCACCUGGAUGAUGUGACGAACGUUGUGAGGAGGGAUGUGGAGGAGUGGGGCCCCUUUGACCUCAUGUAUGGCUCGACGCCUCCCCUCGGCCACACCUACUACCAUCCGCCUGGCUGGUACCUGUUCCAGUUCCACCGGCUCCUGCAGUAUGCGCGGCCCCCACAGGGCAGCCCACGGCCCUUUUUCUGGAUGUUUGUGGACAACCUGGUGCUGGGCACAGAAGACCAAGCCACAGCCAUUCGCUUCCUGGAGACAGAGCCUGUGACCAUCCGGGAUGUCAGUGGCAGAGCCCUCCAGGACGCCGUGCGUGUGUGGAGCAACGUCCCUGCCGUGAGGAGCAAGCACGCGGCUCUGGGCCCUCAGGAAGAGCUGUCCCUGCUGGCUCAGGACAGGCAGAGGACCGGGCCCUACAGCCAGAGCUCUGGCCCGGCCAGGCUGGUGAAGAGCUGCUUCCUCCCGCUGAGAGAGUAUUUCAAGUAUUUUUCAUCAGAACUCUCUUCCUCCUUGUAGAUGAGUCAUUGUCCUGUGAAAAGACAGGCUUUUCCUAGAACAGCAGUUUCCCUUUUGCUGCCCCUUCCUUUCUCUUCAGAGUGUGAGUUAGCUUUGAGUUUCCAGUGGUCACUGCAGAUCCAUCUCCUGCUCAGUCAGUGCUGGAGCUGCCAGACCUCCCCACCACGCUGGCCUGUGGGGCAGGCAGGACAAGGCCACGUGGCUGCCACAAGCCCCUGUGUUUUCUGCAUGUUUUACUUCCUGAAAGCAUUUCUGUGUUCCAGUGGAGAAGUUAAAAAUACACUUAUUGUAAGAUAGUUAUUGGUCAUGUUUUGGUGUUUUCACGUACGGACAGGGCCAUCCUUUCAGGCUGUGGGGCUUUGAGGGUAGAGGGCGGAGGAUAACCGGGGACCUUUUUAUCAGCACCCAUGGUGCACUUUCCUGUGCGUGUGUCACCAGCGCCUUCACCACGGUCUGCUUUGACAACAAAACCUCUUACCUGAUCACAGUGACACAGAACAUCCCAACCUCUGCAAAGUACAGAAUGUCACAGUCAGCAAGCAAAGGAGCCCAUCAAAUGGAUGGCAUAAGGUCUGCCCGUAGAGCAUGUAGCCCUGUGGUCCUCUGAGCCUAGCAGAGCUGCCCACAGAAGGCAGGGCUCCUUCUGGCCCCAAGGCUUGAGUCCGAGUGAGGACAACCCACCAGAAAGCACUAACUCAACGGGGUUCAAGUCACCUGCAAGGCACUCUGCCGGGUCUUUCCUGGCUAGCCAGAGAGCCUCAGAGGGGUCCAGACUCAGGGCAAAGAGCAGACUCAACCAGGCACUGUAACCAAGGACCUCUGACAUCAGUGCUGGGACUACUAGUGGUAUAUAAAAUGCUUUGUGGAAGAAAGAUGGGGUUAAAACCGGGCCUUUUUGUAGUCCCAGCUGCUUGGGAGGCUGAGGCAGGAGAAUCACGUAAGCCCAAGAGCUGGAGGUUGCUGUGAGUCCCGUGAAGUCAUGGCACUCUACCAAGGGCGGUAAAGUGAGACUCUGUCUCUACAAAAAAAAGAAAAAAAAAACCGGGCCUUUUGAAGAUUUGGGGGAAGAUACCUUAGAGUAGAAUACAAGUCAUCACUUGGGUUAAUAUGACCGGCUACCUCUUCUGGUUUUGGAAAACAACGUUGGACUGGGACAGCACAGGUCUCAUGUCCAGCGAUCUCAGGGUUACAAAGGCCACAGAAAACACA